Messenger RNA from Anopheles cruzii, 426 nucleotides. RefSeq lists its product as uncharacterized. Lineage: Eukaryota; Metazoa; Arthropoda; Insecta; Diptera; Culicidae. The record is from RefSeq and is a predicted model, not a curated record. The transcript is spliced from 2 exons. The coding region runs from base 1 to 426 and encodes 141 amino acids.
AUGCGGGUUCCUCUGCUGAACGCCAUCGGCAAGCCGAAAGCUUCCGAGGUGCUGACGAGUUAUUUAAAACAAUGCAACGAGCCAUCUUGGACGUCCUUCUUCAUAUGGCAAAACGACGUGCUAAAUGAUCAGUUCGGUAGAUCGCACUUCAACUGGACCCUCGAUACCGGUACCAACUAUCACAUCCUGCGAACCGGAUGUUUUCCCUACAUAAAGUACCACUGCACCAAGCGCCCCAUCCAGGAUCUGCGCAUCGAGGAUUACUUUUUUCGCUGCAUCAAGGUAGCAAAUCUGGGUUUAGCGCAGCUCUGUUACGGGCUGGCAGCCGUAUUUCUCAUCCGCCACGUGCAGCAUGUCGAUAUGGGUAGCUACGGACGAGUGCCUCUUUACUUUCUCUACGAGGAAGACACAGGAUCACGGUACUGA